CUCGCGACCACAUAUGGAAAUGCAAACUGCAAGGGGUAGUAGGCCUUGGAAAAGGCCUUCUAAGGUUAGCUUAGAAUGCAUUAAGCACGAUAGAUAAGGAGCAGGAAACUGCAACGAAUUUAAAUGGGAAUACCAAGUAUUAAAUACAACAUCAAAAUUUUAACUUGUUUAAAUUUUUAAAACUAGUACACCGCUGAAAUACACCCCGCUACGGAUAUGGGUCAUACCGGAAUCCGAUAAGGUUUGAUAAAGAAAUCUCCCCGAAGCGACGACAAAAUGAUAUUGUAGCAAGCUCACAGCUCAGUACCUCGAUUGUUUGUCAAGCUAAUAGGACGUACGAUCAAGAUGGCAGAUAUAGUAGAAUUCUCCGAACUGCAGCUAAGCGAGAGACUUGGCAGCUGGCGGGGACAGGAGAUUGCCGUAAAGUUGUUCGACUAUUUCAACAAGUUCGCAGAAAGGGAAAUCACCCAUUUGGCACGACUGAAGCACGAAAAUAUUGUCAAGGUUUACGGAACUUCGAGAGCCGGCAAUGACACCUACUUGCUAAUGGAGUAUGUGGAGGGCGGUUCCCUGCACGACUUCCUGCACGGCAAGGAUCAGAGGAAGUUCUCUGUGGAGGAGGCCAUCAACUGGGCGAUACAGUGUGCCAAGGGCCUGGCUUCUAUGCAUUCCAUGGAGCCGAAGACCCUAGUCCACCGCGACAUAAAACCACGAAACAUACUGCUGACCAAUAUGUUCAGAGAUUUGAAAAUCUGCGACUUUGGCACAGCGACAGAUUUUGCCACAUAUCUGUCCAAUAUGCGCGGAACUCCAGCCUAUAUGGCCCCAGAGGUUUAUCGCGCAAAGCAGUAUACGGAGAAGUGCGAUGUCUACAGCUUUGGCAUUAUGUUGUGGGAGAUAAUGGCCCGGAAGUUGCCUUUCAGCCAUUUGCCGAACCCUUCAAAUGGCUUCGCCGUCUUGGGAGCCGCAGAAAGGGGUAUUCGUCCUCCCAUAGACGACAUCCGACCCGACUGCUGGGAGGAAAUCAAGCAUUUGAUACAACGUUGCUGGCACAAGGAUCCCGCCCUCCGUCCCAGCAUGCAAUAGGUGGAAAAGUAUCUAGGCAUGUUGGGGGCCUCUGUUAACUAUAAGGAUUUCGUCCAUGUCUUGGACGAUGUCACCGUCCAGACUGGUCGGUGCGCUUCACGGGUCUAUGAGAAGUGCGAGCGGGGAACGCAGAGGAUGUGUGGUGCGGGAAAAAGGACGAGCUCCCGAAGAUGUGGCUAGAGCUGGCUAGAGCAGAGGAAGCAAAUACGGAAGCUAGGAUUAAGGAUCAACUAGCCAAAGAGGCGAAGCAGCUUCUGGAGAGGAAGGAGGCCCAGAGAAACAAGGAUCAACUAGCCAACGAGGUCAAAAGGACAUUCAAGAAACUUCGAUUCUAGACCAAAAUAUGAUUAUUAAUUCGUUAUGGUAAUGUGCGAUGAGCGGGGAAUUUAUUAAUAAAGCCGACUGCAUGCAGA
Drosophila ananassae is the source of this 1499-nucleotide messenger RNA. Its product is annotated as putative mitogen-activated protein kinase kinase kinase 7-like. The record is from RefSeq and is a predicted model, not a curated record. The transcript has 5 exons. Gene Ontology annotation, molecular function: ATP binding; MAP kinase kinase kinase activity; magnesium ion binding. Gene Ontology annotation, biological process: positive regulation of canonical NF-kappaB signal transduction; protein phosphorylation; JNK cascade. NCBI's taxonomy places the organism in Eukaryota, Metazoa, Arthropoda, Insecta, Diptera, Drosophilidae. The coding region runs from base 346 to 1086 and encodes 246 amino acids.